Molecule: messenger RNA, 2877 nt
Organism: Melanotaenia boesemani (Boeseman's rainbowfish)
Lineage: Eukaryota; Metazoa; Chordata; Actinopteri; Atheriniformes; Melanotaeniidae
Product: meprin A subunit beta-like
Exons: 17
Coding region: 82-2130 (682 amino acids)
Biological process (GO): proteolysis
Cellular component (GO): membrane
Molecular function (GO): zinc ion binding; protein binding; metalloendopeptidase activity
Source: RefSeq, a predicted model, not a curated record
GCUUAAAGUCCAGCAGGUGCUUAUUCUUUACAGUAGAGGAGCAGACAACCAGGGUGGCAGAAGUUUAGUUGUAGACUCACCAUGAGGAUGAACGUCUACGUUUUUCUCAUGAUGAACUUGGCUGUUUCAUCAGCAGCCUCCAUUGGCCCAACUGAACCAGAUGUUGUGGACAUUGGUCAAGAGAAGAGCAUUAUAGAAGUAAACAUGGGUGCAGAUUUACAAGAUGACAUUAUUGAGCAUCCAAACACACAAAGGAGUACCAUUAUUGAUCCAACCAAACUGUGGACAUCACCGGUCCCAUAUGCCUUGGACAGAAACCUCGAGUUGAAUGCAAAAGGAGUCAUCUUGAAAGCAUUUGAACAGUUCAGGGUGAAGACAUGCAUUGACUUCAAACUGAGAGACUCUGAGGACUACUACAUCUCUGUCCAAAAGUUAAAUGGAUGUUUUUCAUAUAUCGGGAGAGUACAGACAAAUGGGCAGCAGCUCUCCAUUGGGAGAGGCUGUGAUACCAUUUCCAUCGUUGAACAUGAGUUUUUACAUGCGCUUGGCUUCUACCAUGAACAGUCCAGAUAUGACCGAGACGAUUAUGUCACAAUUGUAUUCAGCAACAUCUUGCAAGGCUAUGAGAACAAUUUCCAAAAGGCUAGCAGUGAAGAGUCCACCACCCACGGAGUCCCGUAUGACUACUGGUCUGUGAUGCACUACGGCAAAAAUGAUUUCACUAAUGGCAAUGGCUCUACAAUAAUCACCAAAGACCCCAAAUUCCAAGAUGUGAUUGGUCAGCGUAUGGAAAUGAGUAACAGUGAUGUCACGGAGCUGAACCUCCUCUACCAAUGUAACUCAAGUAUUGCCUUUAUGAUGUACUGUGGCUUUUCCAAUGGAGAUAUGUGCCAAAUGAGUCGCUGUUCACAAAGUGGCAAUGGCUGGCAAGCAGUAACGCGGACUCUCGGGGGUCCAAGCUCCGACCACACUGGCUUACCUAGUGGAAAAAAUCCUGUAGGUCAAGAAGGUGGGUACUUCAUGCAUGCUAGCACAGCAUCAGGACAAGUAGGGGAUUCAGUUCGGCUGGAGACCAACAUGAUGAGUCCUAAAAGAGGAUGCAAUGCCCAGUGCCUCCAGUUCUACUAUUACAACAGUGGGAAUGAGUCAGAUCAACUUAACAUUUGGAUCAGAGAGUUUCAGGAUGAACAGGACUCCACAGGAACCCUCCGCCUCGUGGGACACAUCACAGGUUCACCAACAUCUCACUGGAAGCUCCAACAUGUUUCUCUGAAUGCCACAAAGCGCUUCCAGGUAGUGUUUGAAGUUCGGAAAGGAUCAGGAAGAUCUAGCGGGGGCUUCUCAAUUGAUGACAUCAAUCUCUCUGAGACUGAGUGUCCACAUUUAGCAUUUCAAGUGGAUGACUUUGAGAAUCUUUUAAACACUAGUGCUAGUGGAACCACACUAUACAGCCCACGGCAGUACUCCAAAGAGGGAUAUGCUUAUCGGAUAGCUGUUAAACUCUACAAGACGUAUUUUGGGAUGUUUGUGCAACUACUGUCUGGUGACAAUGAUAACCAGCUGGAAUGGCCUUGUCUACGACAGCAAAUGAAUUUCCAAAUGUUGGAUCAGAACCCCAACAUCCAGCUGCAGAUGUCAAAUCCAAAAACUUUCACCACUAAUGAAAACCAAUUAGACUCCACAGGUAACUCUUAUUGGGGUAAUCCUCGUGAGAUUGGAAGUCCAGUAUUUGUGGAUGAGAACAAUAAUCAAGUCUAUGGUGGAGUAAUAUAUGGCUUUGGAUCAUUCAUGAAUCAGGAAAAAAUGCAAUACAGAAACUUCCUGAAGGGAGGGAGUGCCAUUUUCCUCUUUGACUUUCAAGAUCUCACUCCACUUGUGAAUGGAAGCGCUCUGGCAUGUCCUAAAACAACAGUGAACAUUUCACAACCUCCAAUGUCCAUGCAGGAUGCUGGCCCAUGCUCAUCAAGGAUUACUACCACCAUGCCACCUCCUACUACUACACAUGACAGGAUUACUACCACCAUGCCACCUCCUACAACUACAGAUGGCAGCAUUUUCGGCUUCUCCCCUGCAAUGGUGGCCUCUCCCGUCCUCAUCGUCCUGCUUGCCUUGGUGCUCUUGGUGCCUUGAUCUACCAUUUCGUAAACAGGAUGUGAAGUUUUUCCUGACUCCUUUUAUGCAUUUAUGGCUGUAUUUAACCUGAAUAUCAUUAAUAUAGAAGGCUAAAGUGGGAAAAGAAUUUUGAUCAUGAAUAUUUAGGUGUGAGAUAUUCAGAUGAAUAGUCGUAAGCAUGUAACACUUUAAGACAUAUAAUGUUUUGCAAUCGAUGGUGGGACCAUGUAUUUGUUAGAAAAGCAUCUUUUCAUUAUUUUAGACAAUUAAUUGCAAUUGUUUUUUAAAUCUUGGUAACUUUCUUCUUCUUUUGAUUAUUAUGGAUUUUGAUGUCCUUGCAUCCUUAAAUUGCAGGUAAAGCUCCUAAGUCUAAUUAUUGUGCAAUGUUUGGGUUUUUGUGUGUGUUUGUUUUCUUUUUUUUUUUUUUUGCACUGAUAUAUUUAACCAUGUGCUAGUAUGUUUUACUAUGAGUCUUGGUGCGUCAUUGCUCACAAAAGAGAAGAAAUAAAUGAAAAAAUUUAAGUAUAAAGCCAAAAUGUGUGGGGUCUGCUUAACAACCAGCUCUUUUAAAUUAAAGCAAUAUUUAAAAUGUAUUUCAUUUAGAGAUGUGUUUAAUUCAGCAUCCAACACACUGUCAACAUGUCAAUCAAAUGCAGAAAAAAAUCUUUAUAAAUUACAAAAUAGUUUUUUUUGUUGUUGUUUGUUUGUUUUGUUUUUUUGUUUCUUUUAUUUGGUUUUGUUUAUCUUUUGUUUGGUCUUUUAAUA